Molecule: messenger RNA, 2616 nt
Organism: Vombatus ursinus (common wombat)
Lineage: Eukaryota; Metazoa; Chordata; Mammalia; Diprotodontia; Vombatidae
Product: vomeronasal type-2 receptor 26-like
Exons: 6
Biological process (GO): G protein-coupled receptor signaling pathway
Cellular component (GO): membrane
Molecular function (GO): G protein-coupled receptor activity
Source: RefSeq, a predicted model, not a curated record
AUGCUCUCCCUUCUUUUCCUGUUUCUGGUGCUGGAGCUUCUCCUGUCUGUGGGUCAUAAAGAAACUGGUCUCUGCUCACUGGAAAGAGAUUUAGAUCCCACCUACUACAAGGAUGGAGAUUAUAUUGUGGGGGGAUUUUUCCCUUUAUUUAUAUAUGAAGUGGUCAUGGAAGACAGGUGGAAAUAUUUUGAGUCUCAUCCUAACAAUUUUUUGAAAAAUUACCAAUUUCAGGAAAAGCACUACUAUCAAGUCCUGGCCUUGGUGUUUGCUGUAAAGGAGAUCAACAAGGACCCCAACCUGUUACCUAAUACUACUCUUGGAUUCAACAUCAUUGACACCCACAUCAGUGAUGUCAGAACCUUGGAGAGCUCCUUAAUGUUGUUGUCAGGACAAAGACUGGCUGUUCCAAAUUACCAAUGUGAGAAGCAAGGAAAAUCCUUGGCUGUCAUUGCAGGACCCUAUUCUGAAUUGUCAGUCAAAAUCACUACCAUGCUUGAGCUCUACAAGUUUCCACAGAUAACCUGUGGCCCAUUUGACCCAAUUCUGAGUGACAAGGUCCAUUUUCCAAGUGUUUAUCAACUAGCACCUAAGGAUUCCAAACUUGCCCUGGGAAUGGUCCAAUUACUGGUGCAUUUCAACUGGACAUGGGUUGGACUGUUAAUAACAGACAAUGCCAGGGGUGAAACAUUCCUCUGGGAUAACAGAGAAGAGAUGGCCAGGAAAGGUGUCUGUCUGACCUUUAUGCUUAAGAUUCCCCCCAAUGAGAAUUACAGUCUUUUUCCCCAUUCUGAAGUCAUGGGAAUACUUCAUGCAACUUCUGCCAAUGUAAUCAUUUUUUAUGGGAGUGAUAAUGUAGUUUUUGAUUGGGAAUUUGAAAAAGAAGAUUACUUGAGUUAUAAUAAAGUGUGCAUUACCACCUCUCAAUGGGAUUUUAGCAUGAGACCCAAUACCCUGCUUGUUGAAAGUUUCAGUAAAAGUCUGAUCUUUUCAAGUCAGAGGAAAGAGAUUCCAACUUUCAUACCUUUCAUGAGGGCAAUUAAACCUGCCAAAUACCCAGAAGAUAUUUUCCUUAAAACAUUUUGGAGCUUAUUUUUUCCAUGUCCACUUAAUGAAAAACAAUGGAAGGAAGAGGAUUGUUCAAUAAACACAUCUUUAGAGAUGCUGCCUUUGCGGAAUUUUGACAUGUCUAUGUCUAGCCGCAGUUACAACAUCUACAAUGCUGUGUAUGCUGUGGCCUGGGCUCUCCAACAAAUGCUCUUAAUUAGAUCAGAAAUGUAAUACACAAAAGAUGAAGGCAGACUAGUUCUAUAUCCCUGGAAGCUGCACUCCUUUCUUAGAAACAUGCAGUUUAACAACAAUGCUGGUGACCAGGUGUCCAUGGAUCAGAAAAGGAUUCCCAUGGCAAACUAUGAUAUUAUCAAUUUUGUAAACUUUCAUAAUGGUACUGAAGUGCUGGUGAAAAUGGGAGAGUUUAAAUCUCAUGUUCCCUUUGGUGAAGAUUUUUCCAAUCAUGAAAAUGUCACAAUGUGGAAUGAAUUUUAUAUAAAGACCCUUCACUCUGUGUGCAGUGAGAGCUGUGGACCUGGAUAUAGGAAAUCUCCCUGUGAGGGACAGGCCAUCUGCUGCUUUGACUGUAUCCCCUGCCCAGUGGGGGAAAUUUCUAACCAGACUGAUAUGGACCAGUGCAUCAAGUGUCCUGAAGAUGAAUAUUCAAACAAGGAGAGAACUCGCUGCCUUCACAAAAUGGUGAAAUUUCUGGCCUAUGAGGAACCCCUGGGCAUGACUCUGACCUACACAGCUCUGACCUUCUUUCUCCUGACAGUUAUGAUCACUGGGGUCUUUGUGAAGCAUCAGGACACCCCCAUAGUGAAAGCCAAUAAUCGAACUCUGAGCUUCCUCUUGCUUCUCUCUUUAAGCCAGUGCUUCCUAUCUUCAUUGCUCUUCAUUGGGAAGCCUACCUCAACCACUUGUCUCCUUCAACAGACAAUAUUUGGAAUCACAUUCACAAUGGCCAUCUCCUCCAUUCUGGCCAAAACAAUCACAGUAGUUCUAGCUUUCAAAGCCACAAGACCAGGGAGCAGGAGUAGAAAAUGGGUGGGCUCCAGAGCACCAAUUUCUAUUAUUCUUAACUGCUGCCUGAUCCAGGUGAUUCUCUGUGGUAUCUGGCUCUUGGUUUCUCCUCCAUUCCCAGAUGCUGACUCACACUCUGAACCUGAACACAUCAUUCUUAAGUGCAAUGAGGGCUCUCUCAUUGCCUUCUACUUUGUCCUGGGCUACAUGGGAUUGCUGGCUUUGGGGAGCUUCACUGUGGCUUUUUUGGCUAGAAAUUUGCCUGACACCUUCGAUGAAGCCAAGUUUAUCACCUUUAGCAUGCUGGUAUUCUGCAGUGUCUGGGUGUCCUUCCUCCCCACAUACCAGAGCACCAAGGGGAAAAUUAUGGUAGCUGUAGAAGUCUUCUCCAUCUUGAGCUCUAGUGCUGGCUUACUGAGCUGCAUCUUUAUUCCCAAGUGCUAUGUGAUCCUUCUGAGGCCACAGUGGAACACUCAGGAAUGGGUAAAUCAUAAAUCCUAUGCCAGGGGAAAACAUCAUUCUAAAGCAUUCCCUCAUGCCUCCUAG